Molecule: messenger RNA, 10058 nt
Organism: Fundulus heteroclitus (mummichog)
Lineage: Eukaryota; Metazoa; Chordata; Actinopteri; Cyprinodontiformes; Fundulidae
Gene: rreb1a
Product: ras responsive element binding protein 1a
Exons: 20
Coding region: 180-5558 (1792 amino acids)
Biological process (GO): regulation of transcription by RNA polymerase II
Cellular component (GO): nucleus
Molecular function (GO): RNA polymerase II cis-regulatory region sequence-specific DNA binding; DNA-binding transcription activator activity, RNA polymerase II-specific
Source: RefSeq, a predicted model, not a curated record
CAUCAUCAUCAUCAUCCUCGCCACGAUGUCUCGGCGCAAGCAGCCCAACCCCAACAAAGUCCGCGUGUGAGCGGUCCUCGCAGACACAAACACAACAAACCCCGCCCCCUUCUGCCCCGCCCCCUGAGACUCGAGCUAACGAGCGAGCGAGCGUUGAUUAACGAGAAAGGACGGCGGUGAUGGAGAACCCUGCAGAGGAGCCGCAGGAGGAGGGAGGAGCCGAGGUCCGCGUGGCGGACGGGGAGCUGAAGGAGGAGCCGACAGGUAGGAGCAGCGCCUCCAUCAACGGAGCCAAGGAGGCAGACGGAGGAGAACCGGCCCAGAACAGAGGAGGAGGAGGAGGAGACCUGUCCUCCAUCAACGCCAUGAUGUCAGCAGUGAUGUCAGCAGCCGGGACGAUAAACGGAGGAGGAGGAGGAGAGGAAGGAGGGAGCGGGGUGACUUCAGCCAACUCCUCAGCUGGACCUUCUCCCAGCCCCUCGCCCAGCAAGUCCCUGACGGCCGCCAUGAGGGCCCCGCCGAGCCGCAACGCCCGCCGCCACCAGGACGCCAAAGACGACAGCUCGGCCUUCAUCUGCCCGCUGUGCGACAAGAACUGCCAGACGCAGCACCAGCUGACCAUGCACAUCCGCCAGCACAACGCCGACGCCGGCGCCACGGACCACUCCUGCAGCAUCUGCGGGAAGUGCCUGAGCUCGGCCUCGUCGCUGGACCGCCACAUGCUGGUGCACAGCGGGGAGAGACCCUACAAGUGCAACGUCUGCGGACAGACCUUCACCACCAACGGCAACAUGCACAGGCACAUGAAGAUCCAUGACAAGGACCCGGCCAGCGGCCUGGUCCCCCUCAGCAGCCCCCCCUCCCCCACCAAGCGGCGCCGUCCCUCCGUGAAGCGGCGGCAGGGCCUGGAGGACGAGGCCGGAGACGAGCCGCCCGCCAAGAAGGUGACGGAGGACGGCGGCGGCGAGGAGGCGGCACCGGUCCAGGGCUCAGAGGAGGAGCUGCUGCCGUGUCCCAUCUGCUUCAAGACCUGCAGCUCCAGACUGGAUCUGGACGCUCACAUGGACACCCAUCCAGACACCGUGCUGAGGUGUGACUUCUGCUGCCUGUCCUUCCGGACGCACCGCGGCCUCCUGCGGCACAACGCCGGCGUCCAUAAGCUCCUCCCCCAGGACCCCAGCGGCCGGCCCUUCAUCCAGAACAACCCCUCCAUCCCCACGGGCUUCAACGACCUGGCCUUCAUCGACUUCUCCUGCAAGAAGUUCGCCCACAUCGCCCAGGUGUGGUGUGAGACCAACCUGCGGCGCUGCAUCAGUAAGUUCCACCGUUUCGUCUGCGACUCCUGUGACAAGGCCUUCCCGCUGCGCUCCGCCCUGGACCUCCAUAAGACCACCUCCCACACGGAGAGCCCUGCCGCACCAGGAGACCCGGAGAACCCCGCGGAGAACGGCGACAAGCGGGCCGGGACCGGCGGCGAGGCCCGGCGGGACGACGGAGAGCCGCCGUCGGAGCAGUCCAGCUUCCUGGAGGCUCUGGGCCUGCAGCACCGCUCCAAGGUGAAGUCGGGCCCCACCGAUGACGAGAUCCACCAGGCGCACCUGGACAGCAUCAGGGUGAUCCCCGUGGAGCCGGCCUCCUUCCUGCCGGGGGGGCUGGGCGUGGCCCUGGGUCUGGGGGGGCUGGCGGCGCUCAGCCUGCCGCUGCUGGAGGCGUCCGGCGCCGCCCUGCAGGGCCUGUCGCAGCGCGACGCCCUCAGCCUGCUGUCCCUGCAGCCCUUCCAGACGGGCUUCCUGCUGCAGCCCGACGGAGGCGCCGCCACCGCCGGCGCCGCCUCCUGCCGACCCGGAGAGUCCGGCGGGACCGGCGUCAUGGAGCUGGCCGACAUCCAGCAGAUCCUCAAGGUGGCGGCGGCGGCGCCGAACCAGCUGGGACUGCCGCCUCUGGCCAAGGCGCCGGGCUUUCCUGGUCAGCUCCUGCCUCAGAAGGCCAUGCCUCCUCUGAAGCCCAAACCUCCCAUCAGCCCCCGCUCCAGCCUCAGCACCACCACGCCUCCUCCCCUGCAGAGCUCCCAGCAGGCCUCCCUGGGCUGCAUCAGCCCCAGCCUGCCUCCUCCCACCCCCUCCCUCUUCAAAACGCCCCCCUCCUCCACGGGGGGCGGGGCUCACACAGACGCCGAGUCGGCCGGCGACGGCAACACGGCGCCGUCCGACUCGCCACCCGCGGCCGCCACGGCGGUCCAGGAGGAGGCGGGGCUAAGCGUCAGGAGGGCGGGGCUUAAAGGCGGCGGCGCGGCGGCUAGAGGCUCGUUCCCGUGCCGCUUCUGCGACCAGGUGUUCGUUCUGUCGAGCGCGCUGCACGCCCACAUGCGCUUCCACCUGGGCACGCUGCCCCACCAGUGCAACAUGUGCGACUACGUGGCGCCGGACAAGGCCACGCUCAUCCGCCACCUGCGCACGCACAGCGGCGAGCGGCCCUACGUCUGCCGCAUGUGCCACUACCCCUUCACCGUCAAGGCCAACUGCGAGCGCCACCUGAGGAAGAAGCACGCCAAGACGUCCCGCAAGGACAUCGAGAAGAACAUCAAGUACGUCACCUUCGCCGCCGCCAUCACCGCCGCGCCCCCCUCCGCCGCGCAGGACCCGGAGACGGGCUGCGAGACCACCUGCCGGUUCUGCGGCGAGGACCUGAAGACGUACCGGGCGCUGCAGAUCCACCUGCGCACGCACAACGGCUGCCAGAGGAAGCCCUUCGAGUGCCGGCGCUGCGGCGCCGCCUUCCUGGCCAAGAGGAACUGCAUCCACCACCUGCUGAAGCAGCACCCGGAGGUGCAGGAGAGGGAGAUCGAGGCGCACAUCACCACGCUGCUGCCCGGCGCCGCCCUCGCCCCCCCGCCGCCGCCGCUCAACGGCCUCGGCCAGCCCGGCCCGGCGCCGCAGGUGAAGGCCGAGGAGACGCUGUACGCCGCCGACCUGGACCAGCCGCUCGACUUCUCCGCCAAGGGGCGGGGCAGCCAGGCGCCGUCCCCCGCCAUCAAGACGGAGGGCGCCGCCCACGGCUUCGACGGCGCCGACCUGGACCAGCCCAUCGACCUGUCCAUCCCCAGCAAGCGGCAGCGCCGCGAGGCGGCCGGCGGCGGGGAGGCGGAGCCGAAGACGGAGCAGGGCGCCGUCGCCGAGCCGCAGCACACGCCGCCCGCCGAGGAGAAGAGCAGCCCGCCUCCCCCGCUGCCUCACCCCCCGCUGGGCUGCUACCAGCUGCCCCCCGCAUCCACCCCCCCCUCCGCCGCCCGAGCUCAGCGCCUCAAGCCGCUGCUGCCCAAACCCGCCCUGCCCACCUCCUCGCCGCCCGCCGCCAAGGACCUGGCGCCGCUGGCGUCCAUCGCUCAGAUCAUCAGCUCCGUCUCUGCGGCUCAGGGAAUGCUGGAGGGCCCCCCCCCGCCCGGACCCUCGUCCUCGCAGGCCGACCCGGCCGCCGAGGCCCCCGGCCCCUCCGCCGCCCUGGACACGGCGAGCGAGGAGGUGUCGGACAGGUCCUCCAGGAGACGGUCGAGGAAGAAGCCCGCAGCUCUGGCAGCCAAGGCGGCGGCCGGCGGCGGGAUCGACCUGGAGUCCAGCGGAGAGUUCGCCAGCGUGGAGAAGAUGCUCGCCACCACCGACACCAACAAGUUCAGCACCUACCUGCAGACCGGCGCCGCAGAGCUGACGGCGAAGAGAGAGACGGACCGAGGCGCCGCAGCAAGAGAGGAGAAGGAGCGCCGCUCGAGUGAGGAGGGGAGGCCGGCGGCCAUGACGGUUCCGCAGACCAAAGGGAAGAAGAACGCCUACUCCAACUCGGUGCAGAAGAUGACCUGCCCCUUCUGCCCGCGGGUUUUCCCCUGGAUGAGCUCGCUGCAGAGACACAUGCUCACACACACAGGCCAGAAGCCGUUCCCGUGUCCUCGCUGCGACGCCUUCUUCUCCACCAAGUCCAACUGUGAGCGCCACCUGCUGCGCAAACACGGCGUGACCCACAGGACGCUGCGACGCAACGGCGCCAUGGUGAAGAAGGAGGGAGACGACGGCUCGCAGGAGAGCGCCGAGAGCCAGUCAGAGACGGAGCAGCUGCCGCCAGACACCAGGGAGCCCGCCGGCGCCACACAGUCAGCCCCGGCGUCCACAGUUAAUAGCCCCGCCCCUCCUGAAGUCUCCCAGCUAAGCCCCGCCCCCAAAGCAAGCCAAGGUAGCAGUCCACCUGCAGAACAGCAGGAAACAGAAACCAGUGAGCAGGCCGACCAGCAGGGGGCGCCGGAGGCCAGAGCAGCAGCAGGAAAGCCGCCUGCGCCGGGCAGCAAGGCCGACAACACGGACGACGACGACUGCCACAGCAACAAGAGCCUCGACCUGAACUUUGGCAAGAAGCUCAUCGACUUCAAGCUGUCUGCCUCCUCCUCCGCCCCGCCACCAGAACAGCCCUCCUCCUCUCCCUCCGCCUCCUCCGCUCCCCAUGCGGCGCCAGAGACCCCCGAGGACCAGGAGAAGACCGCUCCCUCCGGCUCCUCGGCCGGCAGCCCCGCAGCGAGGCAGCAGGCCGACUACAAACACGUCUGUCGGGUUUGUGCCAAGACUUUCCGCUACGCAACGACUCUGGCGCGCCACGAGAGGGCGCAUCUCUCAGAGGAGGCGCAGGCGCCGACGGAGGAGGCACCUUCGCCCGCGAAGGAGGAGGAGACGACGGAGUGCAACGCCGCGGAGCAGGAGGGGGAGGAGAUGGAGGAGGACGAAGGAGGAGAGCGAGGAGGGGAGAGCGACCUGGGGGAGAGCGGCGAGUCGGAGGAAGAGGAGAAGGAGAAGGAGGAGAGGAGCGACGAAGAGGCAUCAGAACCAAAGAACGAGGAGGGAGGCGAGGCGGCGAGAGGACGCGUGGACAAGAGGAAGAAGAUCUGCACCGAGUGCGGGAAGAGGUUCUGGUCCCUGCAGGACCUGACCAGACACAUGAGGUCCCACACAGGGGAGCGGCCCUACAAGUGUCAGACCUGUGAGAGGACCUUCACCCUGAAGCACAGCCUGGUGCGCCACCAGAGGAUCCACCUGAGGCCCCGCGGCGCCGACGGCUCCUCCGGCGCCAACGACGACGCCAGCGAGGACGGAGACUCCUGCGCCCCGACCCCCACCUCCACCUGCCCGCCCUCCGAGAACGAGAGCGAGUGCGGGAGCGGCGCCGCGGGAGCCAAGGAGCUGGAGGAGGAGGACCUGAAGGAGGAGGGCCAGAGGGAGGAUUCAGCCUCGCUGGAGGAGGAGGAGGAGGAGGAGGAGGAGGAAGAGGAGGAUCGAGCUGAUUCAUCUCCAGAAGAAGCAGACGCCUCUGCAGAGCCGCAUCCUCCCCAAGCUACUGAAUCAAAGACGACGACCAGCACCGACUCCCCCGCUCCACCAGACGGCGCCAAAGAUCCCUCCACCUCCCCACCAGGGGGCGCCGCCCCUGCAGAAGGCUUUAUCCAGGGGCUGCUGGAGAUCCACACCAAGCCCCCGCUGGAGCACAUCCUCCCCAACGGGGAGCCUCCCAUGGUGGGGGCAGACUGAAGGGAGCCCCCCCCCCCAUCACCGCAGUGCCAUACGACGGAAGGACGCUACGCCUGGAUGACGAUGCAAACCAGCUCAGAAAAUGUUCUCCUGACGGACAGAGACCUCGUUUUCUUGAAGUGCCUUACUACUAGUCCGACUUCUAAAAGAUGAUUUUUUUUUUUUUUUUUGCUAUAUCUUUAUCUGCAUUAUUACGGAAGAUGGAUCUAAAUUUUUUUAUAGCUUUUUAUGAUGACAAUGAUUACUAUUUUUGUGCGGGGAAUCUAUAUUUCAGCAAUAAAAAGAUGAAAUGAUUACGAUUUAUUGUUCUAGAUUUUUGUUUUGAGAAUCGAUGAUCAACGUAGGAGACGGACGGAGCGUCGGCCCACGGUCUCCUGUAUUUAAACGAGAGCGGGCCUUUAGCAGAACUGGACCACUUCACCUUUAGGACGGGACGCUGUGGCUUUAGGCUCAAACCGCUCCGAGGACAGACUCUUCUUCUUCUUUGGCUCCGGCGCCGGUUUGAGCCUCCAUUUUUGAUGUUUGUAAGCGAACAGUGAGCGCGGUGGAAGACGUGGCGUCCGGCUGUUUCUGCUGGCGUCUCUUCCUGGGACUGAGGACAGCUUUGGUAACUGGAAAACGCAGAAGGGUCGCUGCUGGCCUCCCAUCUCUCUCUGCGGGGCAUGAACGCCUUCAUGAAGCCGUCAGAGUCGCACUUCUGUGUGGAUGCGUGUGUGGGGGUGUUUGUCAUUGUUCCUUUUUUAAAUCCAUCACACUAUUGAUCCCUCAGCAGCCACCGCCGCGUGUUUAUUUCCCCUCCUUCUGAUUUUCAGUUGAUUCCAUGUUUAUUCAGAGGGUUGGACCGCGGCGCCCGGCGGUCUCACUUUCUGCGUGUUUGCGAUGAUAUUUAGGUGUGGGGAGGGGAGCUCUUGUUUUGUGGAUUUUCCUAUUUUAACUGAACAAAUCAAAUGUUUUUUUUUUUUGUUUUGAGUGUGAAUGUGAGCAUGUCUCUGGCCUGUCUCUCAUCGCCGCCCCCUAGUGUUUGUUUUAGGGCUACUCACAGGGCCUCCGGCAUGCUAACACGUAGCAGCACUAACACCUGUUCCAGGUUCAGUUUACCUCAACUUUCGCUUUUUAACUGAAACUGCUAAAGCAGCUCUGGAUGUAGCCCUUAAAAUCCGACGUCUUCCUUCCGGCUCGCCCGGUUAAACCGGCGCCAGCUGGGUUUCCACCCCGGGCCAAGCUAACGCGCGCUAACUCAUCGGUGUAGCCAGGGGUGGUGUUACUGCAGCUAAGGACAGCGCAGAUGUACAAGUUGUGCAACAUUUUAGAGCUAAUUCACUGCCUGUCACCCUAGAAGUGGUUUAUGCUCACUGUCUUAGAAAGGGGAUAACACUAGGUAGGCGUAGCAAUUAGCAGAUGGUUGCAUCCGCUGACCAGACAAUCAGUCCAGCUCUAGCUACGCGCUAGGUAAUAAAUCUGAUCACUGGCUCAGUUAAACACAUGCAUUUACUCCCCUUACAGUAUUAUAUGUCAGUCUGUCUUGAGUUAUUCUUGAACCACUCUGCAAUUUGUCCAAGUUUUAUCUCCUUUCUAAAGGGUCCCUGUAGAGUUUUCAUCUCCUUGUUGUUCCACUCUGUCGUUGUUUUCUUUGGGAACGUCUGAACUUAACAGUUAAACUUGACCUAAAGCUUGAGGUCUUCAGCUGAGCAUUAGAGACAAUCAAUUUUAGUUUUCUGAAAGAAAAUGGUUUCCAGAGUGUAAGAGAUAGAUGGAAGGAUAAAUUAUUAAUUAUAAUAAUACAGGUUGGUGUGAACUAUUUUGUGUCCUAAACCUGCUGCACAUGUUUAUAAAAAAAAAAAAAAAUCAAGUUAAAGGGCUAAAUGUUGAUCAGCACCAGCCUUACCAGAUGGAUCUUUACCAGGGAGAACUGGGCCAGAGGGACGGGUAGCCUGUGUGUGUCUCUUUUCCUGCUUGUGCGAUGUAGAAAACUUUGCUUCCUGUAUAUUUUUCUUUUUUAAUAUUAGACGACCUCAUAAGCAAAUCAAACCUCAGUGGCUUAUAAUGGAACUGUAAGGCGGCGAUGGCCGGUCAUGUAGCGGGUUCAUUCAAAACUAAUCAAGAGUUAAUAAAGAACCAGAACCGCUCCGAUUGGCUCAUCGCUGCCCUGAACUGGCACUAACAUUUUCCAAACCUACGACUACCGCCUCUUCUGUUAGAACUACUAACUACAGUCAAGAGAGAAAGGGUUGGUCUCUUUAGCAGCUUCUGACACAUACAACUAGACACUUUAUCAAUCAAAUAUAACAUUAAAAAACAUUAUUUAGUAAUGUCAAAUCAUUAACUAGACAUUUAAAGUAUAAAAAAGCUGUUUAGUUGUAGCUGUAUGUGAAUAACUGGGGAUUGUUCCAGCUGGUUAGCAAUAAGUAGCGAGCUAGCUGCUCUCAGCUUUUUGAGCUAAUUAGCUUGCUUGCUCUGUAUGUUAUCAUUCAAAAAUGUGAAAUAAAAACUAAAAUGAUUUGUUAGCUUUUUUUUUUUUGGUAAAUGUAACAUUUUAAAAUAAUUCUGUAUAUAGUUGCAGAGAAGCUAAUAAAACUAGUUCCUUUUGUUUUUUAAAGUCAAGAUGCUUCUUGGCUAACAAGCUAACAGCUAACUGUUUCUGUUAUGUACUUUUCUGUCAGGUUUCAUUUCAGUACAAUUCAGUCAAAAUGUAUAUUUAGUUAAUCAUCAGUGAUUGAAAUUUACCUUUUAGGGAUUCGGUUGGUUAAACAAAUAUUUUUGUUGAUGCUAAUGGUAUUCUUAAUUUCCUAAGUUGUUUUCUUGAUCUGCAAAAUUUGGCCUUUUUUUCUAAAUGAUCACAGAUUAACAAAAUUUACCCCAUUGAACCUUAUUUUCAUAAACUCAUAACUGCUCAGUUUUGCAGAGAGAUUUAAUAAAUGAUGUGACUUUUUUUAAGGUCAAUUUGCUACAUGGCUAAUAGGCUAACUCCAGUUCAUUAAUGUUCAGCAGUCAAAAUUUGACAAAACCUCUAUUUUUACUAGAGAUUAAACAAAUGUAUGGCCACAUUUCUGCAAAUUGUCUAUUUUGCACUAAGCUGUAAAAAAAGUUAGCCCUAAAAGUGGUGAUUUGAGCCUAACGUUAACCUUUAUAAAACAAAUUAAAAAAUAUAUAUAAAUUGUAAAUAUUUUCAUGAAUAUCUUAAUGUAGAAGUUUAAACUAUUAAGUAAUUUAUUUUGAAUGAUAAUUUAAGAAGCUAACAGGCUAGCUUUCCUGUCCUACGUCAGCUUCAUUUUAAGCCCGGUCCCUUUAGUCCAGCAGUCCUUUCUGCUCUGAGACUCGGACCAGUUAGCCGUAACGCCGUCAAAGCGAGGCUAACGUCUGCGGCCUUCACACAUGGAUUAUGUUUCGUUGUAGCGGUCAGUGAAGGAGCGCUCCCUUUCUCUCUUGAACUGGUUUCUGUCUCGUUGGCUCUCUGUUUCCACCCUCUCCUUGGGGAAUUUGUGCUAACGUCUAUCCUGUCUGCGUGUGCGGCCAUAUGAAUACUGGACUUCCAUUCGAAUGCACAUGGACUGUUUUUAAUGUAUUUAUUUGGAGCCCAGGCGUGUUUCUGUGUGGGUGUGAGUUAAGUGUCUGCAAUGACUUGAGAAGAAGCCAUGUAUUAAAAAAUGUCACAUUUAUGCUGCAGAACUGUUGCGAGGAACUGGUGAUUUCUUUUUUUUUUUUUAUUAUUAUUAUUAUGGACCGACCGGCUUGCUCCAGGGCCCAGCGGGCCCACGUGAGACUCGGACUAGCAAUAAGAAUCCUUCUGAAUCCAAAAGCUUUAUGUAGAUUUUCCUGUAUGUGAGUCGAGAACAGUCUGUCUGGGUCUAUUGGUUCUGUUUAUUUUUAGUUUUCUUCUAUGACAUAAAUGCAUAUAAAACUGUGAAAAUCUAUUGUGAUUAAUUAAAGGGUGAGUUUUAGAUUAGGUUUUUUUGCAUGUUAAUCUAAUUUGUUCAGUUAUGGAUGAUUUCUCCUUUCUCCGUCACUUCUUGUGCUACACACGCAAAUAUAAAUAUCAAAAAUAUGUAUAAUCUCGCUCUCAGGGUCUUUCACAAAUCCAUUAUUUGAACUGCUUCAUGUUGUUUUCCUCCUGAGUCGCAGCUUGUCCAGAUUACAUUCUUUCUUUUUUUUUUUACAGAUGACAUCAUGAUUCAGAUCUGUCAAUCACUACAUUUAGCACUUGACUGUGAACUCGUCGUUACCAGACACAGAAAAUAUGGUUAGAUUUUUCAACUCUCAGUCAGACAUUUGAUUUGAAGCCUUUUCUGUUUUAGUUAAAAGCUCAUAUUUAAUGAGUGUUUAUUUGUGUACUGGACCUCAAUCACAAAGCAUUAAAAGACAGUCAUCUGGAUCACUUUCUGUCCCCUGCUGUUAGCAAACAUUGACAGUGUUUCACAGAGUCAAGAGAUGUACACCUCCUCUGUAUUCAACCCAAUAAGAAAAAGCAAUAAAGAUUAUGUAAAGGAACGGUGUGUGAAUCAA